AAGGACAAAACACACGCGUGUACCGUGUUUCCUAAUUUGUUAAUUCGUGCCGAUAAGGGCGUUUGCUAAUUUGAAUAAAUUCCGCACGUUUGAUCACUUCUACAAUUUCAUACAAACAAAUAUUUGUAAACAAGCAAUUAAUCAUGCGUGUCGGAGCAUAAUCAAUAAUAAUAAUAACAAUAAUAACGUAUUCAUUAACUAGUUAAUGUGACAUGUGUAGUUAUUUUACAUUUAAUUGACGACGCUGUGGGAUUAGCAAAUUUUACAACCAAUAAAAUAUUUAAAACCCAUGCGGAUUACGGUAAAUUCCCAGCUAUACCUGGUGGCGAAAGUGUCGUACCCGAUAUUGGAGGGGAUGUAGUGGCACAACCUAGUAAUGUUUGAACAAAGCGUUUGCACUACCAGUCUUGUCGCACCUUCAACGCCUACAAAAUGCACCACUACGUGUUCCUCAUCUGGCAGUGUUUGCUUAUCGCGGUGACAACGCCAGCAAGUAUCAAAUCAAACGGUAUCAUCUGCAACGAACUGGGUGAAAAUAUCCUCAGUGAAAUUCUUGGACCGGCCUUCAACUCACGGUAUAUGAGUAUUGCUGAACCACCACAAGACGACUUCUUUGAUGACGACCUGUUAGACAACGAGGACAGUACCAUGGGUAAACGUAAAGUUGGUUUGGUGCCGCCAUUUUACGUCGAAGAUGACUACGCACGUGAAAUCGCCGACGAACCUGCUUGGAGUGUCAACCACGUUGCGGCUGUACCACCAGUGCAACAAUCAAGAAAACGAAGAUCUGCCGCUGGAAGACAUGGAAAAGGUGCUUCGAGACAGUGGGAAUGUGAAUCACGUAUUACAUGGAUCGAUCUAGGCCCUGAUUAUUUCCCAAGGUACCUACGAAGUGUCGAGUGUACCUCGAAGACUUGCUGGUACGGCCAUUACAAGUGUAAACCGCGUAGUUUUACUGUUAAAAUCCUGCGACGCAAAACAGGACGUUGUACAGUUGCCAAAGCCGGUAAUAAAAUCGGUGUAGUUGGAUUACCUAGUGAUCUGCGUGAACUCUGGGUAUGGGAGGAACGAGCAGUCAAUUUUUGCUGUGAUUGUGCAGUUUAGAUAUGACAAUUCAAUGUGUUGCAACUUUCUAACUCAUUUCUAUUCGAAAGUGCUAACGGAUCGCCUUACAACUGAUUGUACUUCCAAAGCUAUUAAGACGCUAUUAUUUGUAUGACAAUAUUGUAAAUAUUAUAUAUAGAAACACACAAUGUAAAUACUGUAGGCUGUACACUAAGUAUUAAUUUAUUUAUUAUCAUUUCAACACAACACGCUGU
Messenger RNA from Dalotia coriaria, 1319 nucleotides. RefSeq names its product trunk (gene trk). Bases 433 to 1104 code for a protein of 223 amino acids. Gene Ontology annotation, molecular function: signaling receptor binding. NCBI's taxonomy places the organism in Eukaryota, Metazoa, Arthropoda, Insecta, Coleoptera, Staphylinidae. The record is from RefSeq and is a predicted model, not a curated record. The transcript has 2 exons.